CAACCACCUCUUAUGCCCACUAUUGUGGUAGCAACCCUCACAACUCGCCUUCCAAUCACUUGGUCGCCAUUGUAAACCAUUUCAAGAUGCCCAUCUACCUAAUUUCUAAAGCCGCCGACCCACUCUUCGCCUUCGCCAUAGGCACCUCCGCCGCCCUUCUGCGCAUCCAGCGCGAACAGCGCGAGAAAUUUCCCGAGCGAGCUGAGGACAUCAGUAUCGGCAGUGUGCUGCAGCUGGGGACGAGUCGUGUACAACGCUGGUGGGCGGGCGAGUUCGCAGCGCUGUGAUUGAUCGCAGGAGCAGGAAUUCUCUCUGACAUCUGUCGGGCAUUGUGUGUCCGCCUGCUCUGUUCCCCGCAACCUUGCCAUAAUCAUAAUCUGGUCGGCUGGAUGGUCCUGGGUACGAAGGGAUCAAUUAGAUUUGAGCUGAGUUGGCACGGCCGACGAAGCAAGGGCGGAGUUUGAAUAUCGCUCAAUGAUCGUCAUAUCGAGGCCUUUGCUUGAUGGUCUGUAAACACAUGGUGUGUGCUUUAUGCAGAACUUGCUGGCUUUAAAUGGAAUUGGUCAAUUCACGUGCGGAGCCUAUACUGAGAUGUGGUUGUAUAAUAUGGUGCGGUGCUAAGAGGACGACAUCUAUACUUGUGCAACUAAGGGGAUCUCAGAAUGAAUGGGUACAGUACUAUACUGCAAACCGGACUCGGCAGACGACAAAUGGAUCUGGG
Molecule: messenger RNA, 721 nt
Organism: Aspergillus saccharolyticus JOP 1030-1
Lineage: Eukaryota; Fungi; Ascomycota; Eurotiomycetes; Eurotiales; Aspergillaceae
Exons: 2
Coding region: 87-287 (66 amino acids)
Biological process (GO): protein secretion
Source: RefSeq, a predicted model, not a curated record